AUGAUGAACUCAGCUGUUGGACAUCUGGUCCGUCGUGGCAUCACGGCCACCUUCUCGAGCUCUCAGGCUAUGAACUUUGAGAACUUCGAGAAUGGCUCUCCCAAGUCUCCUGAGCCCGAGUUGAAGUUUCCAGCAUGGGGUAUGGUCUUGUUGGGUACGACAGUCGUGGUGUACUUCUUUGCGGCUAGCAUGAUUGAAUAUACCUUCGGCCGCAUUAUUCCUACCCUCAUCAUGAUCGAAUCUCCAGCCGAAAUCGCUUUCGAACCCCUCUCAACCGACGAGACCGAUGCCAGCCUGAACAAGACUUCCCAGGUCGAGACCGUCAAGCCACGAGCCAUUACCUCCAGCUUCAAAUCCUCCAUUCAGCUCUUACAAUCGAAGGGUGGAUUCCGUGCUCGUUUCAGAGGUAUCUCAGUCUACAUCGUCAAUUCGAUGGUUGUACAAUGGGUUUCGCAAUUCCUGUCCGCCAUCCCAUUCAUGCCAGCACCUCUCUCGAUCCUCGCUGCCAUGGUCCUUUGCGCAAACCUCUCCCUCUGUUGGACUCUGAUCGUCAUCUCCGACCCUAGCCCAAAGACCUGGUUCCGUCGCAUGCCGACCCUCAGUAUGUGGAAGAAGGUCGCCAUUCCAACCGCUCUCUUGAGCGUCUCUGAACAAGUCGCAAUCUUUGCUCCUCUCUUCCUCGCCCUGGCUAUGGGUCUCGACCGAGAAGAUCCAAGACAAAUGCCAUAUUAUACCUCCAAGGACACCGGAAUCAUGGCCGCAAAGAGUUUCGCCGUUAUUGCCCUCGCUGUGGUUCUUGGCGUCUUCCUCGUCAUCCCAGCCAACAUCGCUCUUACCCGUGUUCAAGCUUCCCUCAUUCCCGAGGCUGAGGAGACUAUCGUUCCAUUCGACCGCAGCUUCAACGGCAAAGUCGUCCCAGAAAUUGUCGGCGGAACUGGUGUCAUCGGAAUGAUGGAUGCGUGGAAGACUUUCGACUGGGCUGCUCGCAUCAGGCUUGUCAAGGCCUAUGUUAAGGUUUUUGCCAUGCAACUCGCUUUGACCUUGGCAUUUUUCUUUGUUCUCACUGCCCAAUUCUUCAUGAUUGUUGGUAAGGAUUUCAAGAAGUAUGCUCCAAAGGAUGGUGCCAACUAG
Glarea lozoyensis ATCC 20868 is the source of this 1131-nucleotide messenger RNA. RefSeq lists its product as uncharacterized. The record is from RefSeq and is a predicted model, not a curated record. The transcript has 2 exons. NCBI's taxonomy places the organism in Eukaryota, Fungi, Ascomycota, Leotiomycetes, Helotiales, Helotiaceae. The coding region runs from base 1 to 1131 and encodes 376 amino acids.